AUGGAUUCAAGUUAUCACUUUCUUCUCGCUACGCUAAUUCUCAUAUUUCCAGUAACCAUUUCCGUCGACAUCUCACCUGCGCCGGGUGGUGAGGGAGUUGUUGAUGAUUGGACGCCCAUCAAGAAUUUGAGUGACACACGGGUGGUGGAUAUUGGGAAAUUUGCAGUAGCAAGGCACAACUUCCAGGCCAAGACUCAGCUAGCCUUUGACCAUUUGGUGAAUGGCAAGACACAAUCACAGGCAAGAACAGAGUACAACUUAACAAUUGCAGCCAAAGAUGGCAAUGCAGAUGAUACACUGAAGAAUUAUGUAGCAAUUGUUUUCGACAGGCCAAAUGAAAACUUUAUGCAUCUUGUUUCCUUUAGAGGACCAGAAAGAGUUUAUUUUAUAAGGAUGGGUAGACUGUUGUAG
Erigeron canadensis is the source of this 411-nucleotide messenger RNA. Its product is annotated as cysteine proteinase inhibitor 5-like. Bases 1 to 411 code for a protein of 136 amino acids. The transcript has a single exon. NCBI's taxonomy places the organism in Eukaryota, Viridiplantae, Streptophyta, Magnoliopsida, Asterales, Asteraceae. The record is from RefSeq and is a predicted model, not a curated record. Gene Ontology annotation, molecular function: cysteine-type endopeptidase inhibitor activity.